Molecule: messenger RNA, 2600 nt
Organism: Osmia lignaria (orchard mason bee)
Lineage: Eukaryota; Metazoa; Arthropoda; Insecta; Hymenoptera; Megachilidae
Product: UDP-glucosyltransferase 2
Molecular function (GO): UDP-glycosyltransferase activity
Source: RefSeq, a predicted model, not a curated record
UUUGCAUUAUUUGUCCGGCGAGGCGGUGCGAGAAAUACGCGACCGAUGUACGAUCGGUUCAUUUAUUUAUCGCGGUCCGAAGGAAACUGAUCGUGAAACAUGUUGUGAAUGUUUCACGCGGCUCGUUCUUUACCCUCGCUUCGUUCUUAUCCACUUCGAAAUUCUUACUAAAGGGCGCGUAACACCGGGAAACCUCGAUUCUCGUUUAAAAAAUUGAAACACCAUUUCUCGUGCCACUCGAACACUGCGGUCUGUCUUACACCGAGAUACGACGGUUUCGCGACAACAUGCAAUUCGUUACGUUAUUCACGUUCGUACUUUUACUACUCCGUCAAUUCUCAACCACCGUUGGAUUCAACAUUCUUGGAAUUUGUCCUAGCACCAGUUACAGCCACCAACAACCUUUUCAAGCAUUGAUGAAAGCUUUGGCGGCUCGUGGACACAAUGUCACCGUCGUAUCGACCAUUCCCUCAAAGAAGCCGAUCAAGAACUACGAGGACGUCGAUUUGUCGUUCACUUAUCGAAGAAAAGAUUGCACCGGUUUAAGGCACAUGGGAGCGUUCAGCCUUCUGCGGAAGAAUAUGCGUGAGGCGAACGAUUUAUGCGAGGAGCAACUGUUCAGCGCGCCCAUCGCCCAUCUAAUAUCUAGCAACAAAACCUUCGACGCCGUGAUUAUCGAACAAUUAUGGUACCAGUGUUAUUACGCUCUGGUGAACCAUUAUAAUUCCCCGGUUCUCAUCGGAUUUUUGAGCGUCGGCAACCUGCCCUACGUUAUGGAUUCUGUUGGAAACCCGGACGAUCCAUUCUUGAAUCCCGACAUGGCCUACCCUUUCACCAAUAAAAUGUCUCUUAAUGAACGUAUCUGGAACACCGUAUACACAACGUGGACCAGGAUAUACUACAAGUACUGGCAUUUACCGAGAGCCCAGAAGAUUGUUAACAAGUGGAGCACCGAUAUCUCGAUCGAGGAUAUCGAUAGGAACUUUAGUCUGGUGAUAUUGGGAAACAAUCACGUAUUCGGGUAUCCGAAACCGCUGCUGCCAAAUGUGAUCGAGGUUCACAGCCUCCAGAUCACGGAGAAGAGCGAAUCGUUGCCCAAGGAUAUUCAAGAAUUCCUGGACAACGCGGUACACGGGGCGAUUUAUUUCUCUCUAGGCUCGAAUCUGCAAACUCAUCAGUUGCCCGCCGGUCCUUUGACCGCAUUGUACAACGCGCUUGGUUCGCUGAAGCAAAGAGUUCUAUGGAAACACGCCGGGGACAUGGCCAUUCAUCCAGGCAACAUCAAAUUUGUGAAAUGGGUGCCCCAGCAAGCGGUUCUCGCGCAUCCGAAAGUGAUGACCUACGUGAUGCAAGGUGGAUUGCAGUCGUUGCAAGAGGCGGUGCACUAUUCUGUUCCGGUAGUCGCCAUUCCCUUUUUCGGGGAUCAACUUUUCAACGCGCGUAAAAUCCUCGACGCCGGUAUCGGACUUACAUUGAACAUCGAUACCGUCACCGAGGAAUCCAUCGUCCGUACUCUCACCGACAUUAUAGAAAAUAAAACGUAUCAUAAUAAUAUGAAGAUCAUGUCGGAGAUCGUAAAAGACGAAAUGGUGAAACCCAUGGACCGUGCAGUUUGGAAUAUAGAACACGUUAUUAAAUUUUCGAAAUGGAAGCAUUUACGUUAUCACGGUCACGAUAUUUCGUUGAUCGAUUAUUAUGGAACAUUCGUAGUGAUUGUUCUACCGUUAAUUAUAUUAUUAUCUUGUGCAUACUUAUUGCUGAGUAACUUAAAAACUAAUGUUUCAAACAUUUAUAUGCUAGGUCGAGUUAUACUAUUUGGGAAAGAAAAAGCUGAAUAGAGAUUUAUUUUGCAUUGAUUUUCUUAAAAUUGAUUGUAUGAUCAAGUAUAUACAAGUGUCUUUUGACUUGAUUAGUUUAAAUUGAAAAGAGAAACUGUAAUAUUCAUGUAAGGUAAUGCAAUUGUUGAAUAAAUAUUAUAACUAUCAAACGGUAAGUUAAAAUUUUCUAAAAAUAACAUUAUUCGAUAAGUAUGUGUACUCAGUUAUCGACACAAGAGAAUCUAGGAGUUUUCAAUAUCGACAUUUGCAACUUUUAAUCGUUAAAUUGUAACAAAAAUUGUUAAAAAAGUACUUAUAUGCUGUACGAUUAUUCAGCUAUUUUAUUUACCUAUAGUAUUAAAUAUUAAAAUAUACUGUAUACCAUUUGAAAAACUUUGCGAAAAUAUGUUUAAAAAUUUACAUUUAUCAUAGAUAUAUCAAAUUUAUUCAAAUAUUUGACUCACCAACUCGUGUGGAUUUACUGCGUCAUUGUAUAUGAAAAUGUCUCGAAGAGGCAAAGAUUCACAAGUAAACUUCGGUCGACCGUACCCACUCAUUUCAUUCAAAAACUUGUAACAAAAAACAAAAAUUGAACGAUUAGAUAUGACAAUUCAUGUCCCAUGCACACCUCUAGACACUAAUUCCAGCAAAACAUAAUGAUAUAUUUACAUAUUCGACAUAAUUUGUGUAAUAGAAUUCGACGAGACGCUUCACCCAUGAGUCUGUCACCAGGCACAAUCGAAACGCACUUAUAAUAUCGAAAUAAAGCUAUUUACAACGAAA